AUGGCUAGAUAUGCAUGGUAUACAAGAGUCACAGAUACACUACAUAGACUGACGGUGCUAUCUCUGGUCGGUGGUACUCUCUAUAUGGCUGGCGGACUGGUGUAUACGCUGUAUAUGAACGGUAAACGGUACGAGAAGCAAGUCACUGCCAAGUCUGCUGCAAUUAAAGAAAAUGGAGAGAAUGAGGCGAAGGAGUAG
Huiozyma naganishii CBS 8797 is the source of this 198-nucleotide messenger RNA. It is a transcript of the gene COX14, whose product is annotated as Cox14p. The record is from RefSeq and is a predicted model, not a curated record. The transcript has a single exon. Bases 1 to 198 code for a protein of 65 amino acids. Lineage: Eukaryota; Fungi; Ascomycota; Saccharomycetes; Saccharomycetales; Saccharomycetaceae.